Molecule: messenger RNA, 3191 nt
Organism: Xyrichtys novacula (pearly razorfish)
Lineage: Eukaryota; Metazoa; Chordata; Actinopteri; Labriformes; Labridae
Source: the annotation of a GenBank genome assembly
AGAGAGAGAGAGGGAGAGAGAGAGAGAGAGAGAGGGAGAGAGAGAGAGAGAGAGAGAGAGAGAGAGAGAGAGAGAGAGAGAGAGAGAGAAAGAGGGAGAGAGAGAGAGAGAGGGAGAGAGAGAGAGAGAGAGAGAGGGAGGGAGGGAGAGAGAGAGGGAGGGAGAGAAAAGAGAGAGAGGGAGAGAGAGAGGGAUAGAGUGAGAGAGGGAGGGAGGGAGAGAGAGAGGGAGGGAGAGAAAAGAGAGAGAAAAGAGAGAGAGGGAGAGAGAGAGAGGGAGGGAGAGAAAAGAGAGAGAAAAGAGAGAGAGGGAGAGAAAAGAGAGAGAGAGAAAGGGAGGGAGAGGGAGAGAGAGAGAGAAAGAGAGAGUGAGUGAGUGUGUUUCUCUGUGUUGUCUCUCUAACUCUGUGGCUCUAAAACAGUUGAAGUGUGUUUCUGCUCGAUGAGGUUUCUAUGAGGUGAAUAAAUGUUGGUUCAGUUGAUCUUCAGGACGGCUGCAGCUUUAAGAACUUCUGCUUGUUGGAGUUUGAGAGUCUAAAGUUCACAGAGACGCUCCUCGUCCUGGAUUGUAGACAAACUGGAUCCCCCCCUCCCUCGUCUCUCACAGCUCACUCCACUCUGCACUCUCACUUCCUUGUUUCCUUCCCUUCCUUCCUCCCUCCCCCUCAGAUCUACAGUCUUGGUUGGGUGUAACCUCCGUGUGCUGAGCUGAUCCUGCUGACUCACACAUGUUGUUGAGAUCAGAGCUCAGACUAGUUUCACUUCUGAGGAAAUAAAACUCAGUCAGUCGUCGUCGACAGCGAGUGUUGAAAUGGCGCAGAAAGGAGUUCAUCUGAACCGUGAGUCUCUCUCUUGUUCCAUCUGUUUGGAUCUUCUGAAGGAUCCGGUGACUGUUUCCUGUGGACACAGCUUCUGCAUGAGCUGUAUUCAAUCCUACUGGGAUACUGAGGAUGAGAAGAAGAUCUACAGCUGUCCUCAGUGCAGAGAGACCUUCAGACCGAGGCCUGUCCUGAAGAAAAGCACCAUGUUAGCAGGUUUAGUGGAGGACCUGAAGAAGAGCGGACUCCAAGCUGCUCCUGAUGGUUCCUCUGAGGCUGGACCUGAAGAUGUGGUCUGUGACGUCUGCAGUGGGAGAAAACUGAAAGCUGUCAAGUCCUGUCUUCAAUGUCUGGUUUCUUACUGUCAGAUUCACCUCCAGCCUCAUUUUGAAUCACCUUCAUUUAAGAAACACAAGCUGGUGGAGCCCUCCAAGAAGCUCCAGGAGAACAUCUGCUCUCGUCAUGAUGAGGUGAUGAAGAUCUUCUGCCGCACUGAUCAGAAGUCCAUCUGUCAUCUCUGCUGUUUGGACCAACACAAAGGCCACGACACAGUCUCAGCUGCAGCAGAAAGGACUGAGAGGCAGAAAGAUCUGGAGGAGAGUCGAGAAAACAUCCAGCAGAGAAUCCAGGACAGAGAAGAAGAUGUGAAGCUGCUCCAACAGGAGGUGGAGGCUAUCAACGGCUCUGCUGAUAAAGCUGUGGAGCACAGCCAGGAGAUCUUCAGACAGCUGAUCCGUCUGAUGGAGAAACGCCGCUCUGAGGUGGAGCAGCAGGUCAGAUCCCAGCAGGAACGUGAAGUGAGUCGAGUCAAAGAGCUUCAGGAGAAGCUGGAGCAGGAGAUCACUGAGCUGAAGAGGAAAGACGCUGAUCUGCAGAAGCUCUCACUCACAGAGGACCACAACCAGUUUCUGCACAGCUACCCCUCACUGUCAGAACCGGGUCAACCUGCAGACUCAUCCAGAAUCAACAUCCGUCCUCUGAGAUACUUUGAGGAGGUGACAGCAGCUGUGUCAGAGGUCAGAGAGAAACUCCAGGAUCUUCUGAGAGAGACGUGGACAAACGUCUCACAGGCCGUGACUGAUGUGGAUGUUUUACUGUUAGAACCACCAGAACCAGGACCAGCAGAACCCAAGACCAGAGCUGGUUUCUUAAGAUAUUCACAAAGAAUCACACUGGAUCCAAACACAGCAAACAGACGACUGUUAUUAUCUGAUGGAAACAGAAGAGCAACAAGGACAGAAGAAGAACAGUCUUAUCCUGAUCAUCCAGACAGAUUCACUAAUUAUUUUCAGGUCCUGAGUAGAGAGAGUCUGACUGGACGUUGUUACUGGGAGGUGGACUGGAGAGGGUCUGGGGUUUUUGUAGCAGUCGCAUACAAGACUAUCAAGAGAGACGGAGACUCAGAGGAUUGUGUAUUUGGAUUCACUGACAAAUCUUGGAGGUUAUUCUGUUCUAAAGACAGGUAUCGAUUUACUCACAACAAAGUCUUCACUCCUGUCUCAGGUCCUCUGUCCUCUAGAGUAGGAGUGUACCUGGAUCACAGAGCAGGUAUUCUGUCCUUCUACAGCGUCUCUGAAACCAUGACUCUCCUCCACAGAGUCCAGACCACAUUCACUGAACCUCUACAUGCUGGACUGUGGUUACCUUACAGUAAUGGAGACUCUGCUGAGUUUAUGGAAGUGAACUAAAGAGAAUUUUGAGUCCAUCAGACCAAAAUCAUGGACUGAGAUCCUUGAACUCUUGAAAUGUUCUGGUUUGUAAAUGUUUGUGGAUCAGUCUCACCAAAAACUCUGGGUUUAGUUCUUCAUCUCAGCUUUUUGAUUCUUUUCUAAAGAUGCUGAUUUGGUCGCAGCUUUAAGGACAGUGAUUGUGGAGAACUUUGAUUGUUUGUAUUUCUCAUGUUGAAAAAUCUUCAUACAGUUUGAUAUCAACAACAUCAAGAUGAUGGUUUGUUCAAAUCACCUUCAGUUGGUGCAGAUGUUGAAGGUCUGAGACUUUAGAAAAAAGUGAGGUCAAAAUCACAGAAAAAGGACGACCUUAUUUCCUGUCCCAAAUCCAAGCGUCUAAAGUCUUUCCAGUCGUCCCCAAAAACUCUUCAGAUGAUCUGUUUCUUUCUCUGUUUGCUGAAUAUUUGUGUUCAUGUGAUCGAUGGAUAUUUCUGUCUGCUUCUGUUGGAUCAGUGUGUUUGUAAAGACAUCUAGAAUCAGACUUUGGACAGAUCUACAUGUUGUUAUGAGCUUUUCAAUCACUCUAAUAAUAAUAAUCACAUUUAUUAGUCCGACUGUUUGGAUGUUUCUGACUCAGCUCAGAUUGUGGUCAAGUCUCUGAUUGUGGGUAAAAAAAUCAUAAAAAUCCUCAAACUGAGUCACUGAAA